Messenger RNA from Ilex paraguariensis (yerba mate), 270 nucleotides. The record is from the annotation of a GenBank genome assembly. Lineage: Eukaryota; Viridiplantae; Streptophyta; Magnoliopsida; Aquifoliales; Aquifoliaceae.
CUUAUCCCAAUAUGGUGGAGGUGGUACUACUGGGCUUCUCCAGUUGCAUGGACAGUUUAUGGUGUCUUCGCUUCUCAAGUGGGUGACCGAACAGGUAACCUCACGCUCACCGGUGGAGACAGAGUGCCGGUGAACAAUUUUCUUAAAGACAGUUUGGGUUUUGAUCAUGACUUCCUUAUUCCAGUAGUUGUUGCCCACGUUGGUUGGGUCCUCCUCUUCUUCUUCAUCUUUGCCUAUGGCAUCAAGUUCCUAAACUUCCAAAGAAGAUGA